CGGAGCUGUCAGGGCUGAGCGAGGGGCCGCCUGAGCCGCCUCUGCGCCCCAGUCGCUGUCGCCUUGUCUUUCUUUGUCUCGGGCGCCAGGGCCCAGCUGUUUAACCCGCGCCUCACCCAGGGCCCAGCGAACCGGGAAGCUGCCGUGGGCCAAGAGGAAGAGCAGGACGGCUGCUUAGGAACUCUAUUUUGCGAAUCUCUCAAAAAGAAAAAAAAUCAUGGAGAAGAAUGGGAACAAUAGAAAGCUCCGAGUUUGUGUUGCCACCUGCAACCGAGCUGAUUACUCAAAACUUGCCCCUAUCAUGUUUGGCAUUAAGGCAGAGCCUCAAUUCUUUGAGCUUGAUGUGGUAGUACUUGGAUCUCACCUAAUAGAUGACUAUGGAAACACAUAUCGUAUGAUUGAACAAGAUGAUUUUGACAUUAAUACAAGACUACACACCAUCGUUAGGGGUGAAGAUGAGGCCGCCAUGGUGGAGUCAGUAGGUCUUGCAUUAGUAAAGCUUCCGGAUGUUCUUAAUCGUCUGAAACCUGACAUAAUGAUCGUUCAUGGUGAUAGAUUUGAUGCACUGGCUGUGGCUACGUCUGCUGCCUUGAUGAAUAUUCGUAUUCUUCAUAUUGAAGGUGGAGAAGUAAGUGGGACCAUAGAUGACUCUAUUAGACAUGCUAUAACCAAAUUGGCUCAUUAUCAUGUGUGCUGCACCAGAAAUGCAGAACAACAUCUGAUAUCGAUGUGUGAGGACCAUGAUCGCAUCCUUUUGGCAGGCUGCCCCUCAUAUGAUAAACUCCUUUCAGCCAAAAAUAAAGACUACAUGAGUAUUAUUCGUAUGUGGUUAGGUGAUGAUGUAAAACCAAAAGAUUACAUAGUAGCACUGCAGCAUCCUGUGACUACUGAUAUUAAACAUUCUAUAAAAAUGUUUGAAUUAACAUUGGAUGCACUUAUCUCGUUUAACAAAAGGACGCUAAUUCUAUUUCCAAAUAUUGAUGCAGGAAGCAAAGAGAUGGUUCGAGUGAUGAGGAAGAAGGGUGUUGAGCAUCAUCCCAAUUUCCGAGCAGUUAAACAUGUACCAUUUGACCAAUUCAUACAACUUGUAGCUCAUGCUGGAUGUAUGAUUGGCAAUAGCAGUUGUGGGGUACGAGAAGUGGGAGCAUUUGGUACUCCUGUAAUCAAUCUAGGAACACGACAGAUUGGAAGAGAAACAGGUGAAAAUGUUCUUCAUGUUCGGGAUGCUGAUACUCAAGAUAAAAUACUGCAAGCUCUGCACCUCCAGUUUGGCAAACAGUAUCCUUGUUCAAAGAUAUAUGGGGAUGGGAAUGCUGUUCCGAGGAUUUUGAAGUUUCUCAAAUCAAUUGAUCUCCAAGAACCACUACAAAAGAAGUUCUGCUUUCCCCCUGUAAAGGAGAACAUCUCUAAAGACAUUGAUCAUAUUCUUGAAACCCAAAGUGCCUUGGCCGUUGAUCUAGGUGGAACAAACCUUCGAGUUGCAAUAGUCAGUAUGAAGGGUGAAGUAGUUAAGAAGUACACUCAGUCCAAUCCUAAAACCUAUGAAGAAAGAAUUAAAUUAAUUCUACAGAUGUGUGUGGAGGCUGCAGCAGAAGCUGUAAAACUAAAUUGCAGAAUUUUGGGAGUGGGUAUUUCCACAGGUGGACGUGUAAAUCCUCGUGAAGGAAUUGUACUCCAUUCUACCAAACUUAUUCAAGAAUGGAGUUCUGUGGAUCUGAGGACCCCCAUCUCUGAUACAUUGCAUCUCCCUGUCUGGGUAGACAAUGAUGGCAAUUGUGCUGCCUUGGCAGAAAGAAAAUUUGGUCAAGGAAAAGGACUGGAAAACUUUGUGACACUCAUCACAGGCACAGGAAUCGGUGGUGGCAUCAUUCAUCAGCAUGAGCUGAUACAUGGCAGUUCUUUUUGCGCUGCUGAACUCGGACACCUCGUGGUGUCUUUGGAUGGACCUGAUUGUUCAUGUGGGAAUCAUGGAUGCAUUGAGGCCUAUGCCUCUGGGAUGGCCUUACAGAGAGAAGCUAAGAAACUACAUGAUGAAGACCUUCUCUUAGUGGAAGGAAUGUCAAUGAAAAAAGAAGAAACUGUUGGAGCUCUUCAUCUCAUUCAGGCAGCUAAGCUUGGCAAUACAAAAGCUGCUAGUAUUCUUAGAACAGCAGGGACAGCUUUGGGCCUUGGUGUUGUGAAUAUCCUUCACACGAUGAAUCCUUCACUUGUGAUCCUGUCUGGAGUCCUAGCAAGUCAUUACGUUAACAUUGUUAAAGACGUGAUCCGACAACAAGCCUUGUUCUCAGUUCAAACUGUAGACGUUGUCGUUUCAGACUUGGUCGAUCCUGCUUUGCUUGGUGCUGCAAGUAUGGUGUUAGAUUAUACUACACGCCGAGUGCAGUGAUGGACUUAGACAUAUGUCCCUGAAGAAAGUUCUUAAAAUGUAAUAGUCUAUUGUUUGUCUUUUUAAAGUAAAAUUUUAAAUGCAUAAUUUUAGCUACAAGUAGUUUUGACAUAUAAAUGUGCACUUUUGUUCUUUGUUUAGCUUUCUAUUUGAUGUCUACAUUUACUGUCCAUGUAUUUAUAGAGCUAGACCUCAGAAUAUUUAGAUACCAAUCACCUAUCUCUGUGCCAAAGAAAGCAGCACUUUUGGACUUAUUUUUACAUCAUAGUCCAUAAUGUCUUUUUUUUUUUCCCCGCUUUUUGGUGAGGCAGUUGGGGUUAA
Messenger RNA from Vombatus ursinus (common wombat), 2707 nucleotides. It is a transcript of the gene GNE, whose product is annotated as glucosamine (UDP-N-acetyl)-2-epimerase/N-acetylmannosamine kinase. The record is from RefSeq and is a predicted model, not a curated record. Gene Ontology annotation, biological process: UDP-N-acetylglucosamine metabolic process. The coding region runs from base 218 to 2386 and encodes 722 amino acids. Lineage: Eukaryota; Metazoa; Chordata; Mammalia; Diprotodontia; Vombatidae. Gene Ontology annotation, molecular function: UDP-N-acetylglucosamine 2-epimerase activity; N-acylmannosamine kinase activity; hydrolase activity, hydrolyzing O-glycosyl compounds. The transcript has 12 exons.